This is a messenger RNA of Eublepharis macularius, 2348 nucleotides long. It is a transcript of the gene FASTKD4, whose product is annotated as transforming growth factor beta regulator 4. Gene Ontology annotation, cellular component: ribonucleoprotein granule; mitochondrial matrix. The transcript is spliced from 11 exons. Bases 292 to 2184 code for a protein of 630 amino acids. Lineage: Eukaryota; Metazoa; Chordata; Lepidosauria; Squamata; Eublepharidae. Gene Ontology annotation, molecular function: RNA binding. The record is from RefSeq and is a predicted model, not a curated record. Gene Ontology annotation, biological process: mitochondrial RNA processing; regulation of mitochondrial mRNA stability.
CGGGCGCGGGGAGAGGGAAGGGGGCGAGGCGGCGGCCGUUCGGGGGCGCCUCUUUCCCCCAAACUCUGCCGCACGCCGGCGAGUGACCCUUGGGCCUCAGGUUUGCUUCGUCUCCAGAGUGGCCAACCUCCAGGUGGUGGCUGGAGAUCCUCCGGAAUUUCAACGGCUUCCUAAGAUCCCGGUCCAGUAGCACCCGACCAACUAGGUUUCCAAGAUCCUUGGAAAUGAUACGUUGAUGUCACUACAGCGUUUCUGCUCUUUCCCACCCUCGUCCCUGCCUAUAGAUAUAAAAUGGCAGCCAAGUUGAUGCAGCGUUGCUGUCGACUCUUUGGUGUCUCAUCUCCCUUGUGCAUCCACACUAAUACAAUGUGUGGAAGGGGCAAGAUGGUGAUUUCCAGAGCACCGUCCCAGAUGCCUCUUGCGUUGUUGCAUGUUCCGAGCUUCACCAGACAGACAGACAAACUCUCAGCCCAAGAGCAAGUGUAUAGAACAGCCUAUGAACGCGAUGAGAUGGAAACCCUCAUUGACUCAGCAUCCACCACAGAGGACCUCUUACAUUUCAGGGCACUUCGCCCCAUAAAUGCAAACCAGGCUGCCUUAAUAAUCUGUCGGCUCUCACGCCUGGUGGUGGAGAAAAAACUGGAGCCUGGCAGCAUUUUGGUGGAUGCACGUUUCCAGCGCCUGCUCCAAAUUGUGCACAGUCAGCCCUCGCAGGUCUGGAAUGCUGCUUUGGUGAACCUCCUGAGAAGCCUUUAUUUACUGGGCCUGGAGCAGAACCAGCUGCGCUCGGUGGAGCAGGAGGUGUGGUGGCGGUUGAGGCGCUUGUCGCUCAGGCAGCUGGUCUUCUUAGCUGAGCACUUGGCUCACCCGGGGGGGUGCUGGCUGCCGAGAGACUUGCUGAGUGACCUGCUGAAGCACCUGGAGCUGCGCUGGACGGAGAUUAAGGACACCCGGACUGUGGUCGUGCUGAUGACUAAAGUGGGGGCGUUCUCUUCAGUCCUGAUGGACCGACUGGAGGACAAGGGCUUAGAGUUGGCAGAGCAAUUCAGUUCAGAGGAUAUUCGGAAAAUAGCCAUGGCUUUAGCACUUCAGAACCGACGUUCCAUCCCUCUGCUGCGGGCCAUUUCGUACCAUUUGGUCCAGAAGCAUUUCAGUCUUAGCACCAAUGUCCUCCUCGAUUUGGCUUUUGCCUACGGGAAGCUGAAUUUCCACCAGACGCAGGUGUUCCAGAAGAUCGCCUCAGACCUGCACCCCCAUGUUGCUGCGAUGUCGCAUGGGGACGUGGUGCGCUGCAUCAAGUCCUUCGCUCUCCUUAAGUGGCUCAACCUGCCCCUGUUUGAGGCCUUUGCACAGUACACAGUGGACAAGGCCGACAGAUUGAACCCCGUCCAUCUUAGCAAUGUUGUCCUCGCGUUUGCUCGCCUGAACUUCCAGCCCAGCUGUGGAGAGGCCUUCUUCAGUGCGAUCCACAAGCAUCUGGAUGAUGCCCUCGACACCCUGGAUCCCUACCUGCUGGUGGACCUGGUGUGGUCGCUGUGCGUGCUGCAGCAGGUGAAGGCUGCCCACCUGCAAAAAGUGCUGGCUCCAGAGUUUUGCGCUCGCUUCUUAGGUAGCAAGUCCGCCAAGGAGCAGAACUACCAGAUAAAACUGAUCCACAUCAACUCCACAGCCCGGCUGGAGUGUGGCAGCUACGGCGGGCCCCUCUUGCCACAGGAAGCCCUGAAUAUCAAGAAGCUGCAAGGAGAAAGAAAGGAGACCCCCCUGCAGAGCGGACUGAGGGAAGUGCUGCAGAGUGUCGCUGGAAAUGAAGCCAAGGUGCAUUUCAAGGUGGACACUGUCUAUGGCUGGCAGCUUGAUGCAGAGAUGGUGUUGAACAGCAUCAACCAGCCUCUGCCUGUAGCAGACUUUGACGCACCUCACCUGCUCCAGUCCGAGGGAUCGAAACCCCUCCCACCAGGGGCCCGGAGGCUCGCCUUCCUGAGGUGGGAGUUCCCAAACUUCAGCAACCGCAGCAAAGACCUGCUGGGGCGGUUUGCCAUGGCCCGGCGGCACCUUCAAGUUGCUGGAUUCUUGCUUGUUGAUGUUCCCUAUUACGAAUGGCUGGAUUUGAAGUCGGAGUGGCAGAAGGCGGCCUGUCUCAGGGACAAGAUGAACAAAGCAGUGGCCGAAGACAUGGCAAAAUAAGGCUCGAGGAAGUGGGGGGGGGGUCAGGGUCUUGAGUGCCGCUUAUAAGGGAUCCUUCCUGUCUUCUCCCCGUUGCUGAUGGGGAUGCUGUGAAUUUGGGGCUGAGGAGCAUCUCGUGCCCUCUUCAGCUGUGCAUUUGAAUAAAUGGCCUGUUGUACAGUUCA